AUGGCUGGGCCACAUAGAACGCCAAUUUACCCGCACGAAGAAUGCAUUGCACGCUUUGUCUGGGCAGCUCAUAUCCUCUUUUAUCUCACAAGCAACCGAAACCACGAGGAGCUACACGAAGCCGAGAACAAUGUUGAAUGCGACAGCAAUACAGACGACUCGAGCGAUUGUGAAACAGAUUAUGAGACAGAGAAGAAUGUGGUUCUGUCAGGUCCUCGAAAUUCCGUUCGCCAGAAAUUCCUGGACUGUAUUGCGCAGCUGCUAUCGCCGUGCAAGGGAUGGGAUGGGGUUACUGCAACAGCGAUACGUGAAGAAGGAGACGGAGCUGUGGUUGAUAUUGCAAGGAACGAUGGCUUUCUGUCUGAUGAAGAUUGCUUUGACAGCGACAUUAUGGGUUACUGCAAGAUGUUAGAAGAAUAUCUGGAUAGUAGUGCUAGAGCUGGGACAGCGACGAACACAACUGCAACUCCUUUAACAGAAUUCGAGCUCAAGGUGAUAGACUAUACGUCCCGUCGGAUCGAUCAUUGGAUUGAAGAUCUCCGGCAAACCCUACCAAAUGACCAAAAUUGCCCUGACUGGAACUCUCAACGAUGGCUCGGGCAGGAUGCUGCAGUUCAGGCUUGGACAACCAUGACGGAUCUUAUAUUACAAUUUGACGCUGAUGAAGAAGCCGCUAAAUUUAGACCCCUAAUAGUCCAACAAGCUUAUAGAUGCUUUAAACUAGCACAGGUCCGACACUUGUUGUCGGACGCCUUUGGGACGCAGACUGGCCCGAAGCUCUGGAGCAAGUUGAACUAUAUCGCUAGGCCGCUGGUCGACUGCCGAAUAUUAGGAUCAAUAGCUGCCCAGGAGCCACAGUUGCGAGAUUGCAAGAUCUCACUGGUUCCGUCUAGACCCAAGACAGCACUUGAAGCCAAAUACGUGGUUGGAAUAUUCAAGGCGUGGGAGCGACUAGGGCUGGGCUCCGUUCCCUAA
Messenger RNA from Penicillium mononematosum, 975 nucleotides. RefSeq lists its product as uncharacterized. The transcript is spliced from 2 exons. The record is from RefSeq and is a predicted model, not a curated record. NCBI's taxonomy places the organism in Eukaryota, Fungi, Ascomycota, Eurotiomycetes, Eurotiales, Aspergillaceae. The coding region runs from base 1 to 975 and encodes 324 amino acids.